Molecule: messenger RNA, 1209 nt
Organism: Penicillium coprophilum
Lineage: Eukaryota; Fungi; Ascomycota; Eurotiomycetes; Eurotiales; Aspergillaceae
Exons: 5
Coding region: 1-1209 (402 amino acids)
Molecular function (GO): O-methyltransferase activity
Source: RefSeq, a predicted model, not a curated record
AUGACGAUCGUUGAAAAGAGCGAAGAGCAAAAACUUGCGGUUCAAAAAGAUGUCGAGAAUCUAGUUGCCGCUUCCCAGAAGUAUAUGCAACACAAUGAUGUUGACGGCGAAGCCAGCCUAGAUCUCCAAAGGAUGGCAUCAAAACUGACGCAAACGCUGCGUGGUCCUAUUCCAUCGGCACUCUCACACUUUGAGGACAUUGUUCAAAUGGCAGCCCUUAGAACAUUGCUGGAGGCUGGUGUGUUCCACACGAUUCCCAAAGGAGGAGCAAGUAUGAGCGCCGAUGAGAUAUCUGCUCAGACAGGUCUGGACAAAAAUAUAUUGAUACGACUGAUGCGGGCUGUCACUCCUAGAGGUCCGUUCCGCGAGACCGGCGAAGAGGAGUACGCCCACACGCCCUAUUCGAAGGCCUAUCUGACUUCAGAUAUACUGGGUUGCUUCCCCGUAAUGUCCGACUUCAUCUUUGGACCUAUCUUGGGAAUUUGCGAAUUCCUUCGUCAAAACGAAUGGAAAAAUACUAUCACGACACGAAACAACCCAUUUACUCUUGCCUUUGACUGUCCUGGCGAGACCAUGUUUGAGUAUCUAUACAAAAACCCCCAACAAGUUUCUCGCGUGGCCAAAGCCGAAGCAGCAGACCCGGAGCAAAUCGCAAUGGACGUCUUUCCAUGGGAAGAGAGACUGGGCGCUUCCGCCGAUGACAAGGUGGCUAUCGUGGACAUAGGUGGUAGCCACGGCAAUGCACUCCGACAAAUCAAAAAGGACGCGCCUGGAUUGAAAGGGCGCUUGAUUCUGCAGGAUCUGGAGCCAGUCAUCCUUGAGCAUGGCAAGACCUUGCGCGCCGAUGGUUUCGAGACGAUGGUCUAUGACUUUUUCAAACAGACGCAGCCAGUUCAGGGGGCUUUGAUCUACUACUUCCGACGUAUUUUCCACGACUGGCCCGAUACUCCGGAAUCCAAGCAGAUCUUACAGAAUACAGCAGCGUCCAUGAGUCGUGAUUCCAGGAUCCUGAUCCACGAUAUCAUUGUUCCCGAAGUUGGGGCUACCAUGAGUCACGCAUGGCAUGAUAUUAGUUUACUGGCAAUCGGGGGCGUUGAACGUACGGAAAAGGACUUUGCUCGUCUUUUGGAUGAUGCAGGUCUGGAGGUGGUCAAGGUUUGGAAAAAGAGCGGAGAUAUGCUGGGUAUUGUUGAGGCUUGUUUGAAAUGA